GGGUGGAGUAUGUGUACUUCUUAUAGUCAUUUUGCUAAAAUAUAAUACGUAAUACGUUCGCAAUUUUGGAGUACCAAAAUACAUUAAAUGCUACGUGAAAAUGGACUUAAUAGUGAGAUUUCUAAAAUAAAUUUUAUGAUAGGUGGAGUAAUUGUGUUGUAGUGAAAAUGAAUGGUAAAAUGCAUAGUGAAACCGGCGCUUUCUCAUCUGAUAGCAUGCGCGCCGAAAUAUUGAACCCUUUCGUUCAUAAAUUGGAAUUAGAUAAUACAUACGACAAAAUAAAGACAGCAAUAUUCACUGUGAUCCUGCUUCCGUUCAGGGUGAUUGUGAUUUUAUACCUCAUUGUAACGGCCUGGUUCCUCGCCUGCAUUGGAUUAUACGGCCUCAGUGAGGAUGACCUGAGAAAAAAACCUAUGACAGGAUGGAGAAGGUCACUGAAGCCUUUAAUAUGCUUCAUCGGGAAGAUGUCUUACUUGGCGGGGGGCAUGGCGAUAUCGAUCAGGGGGCGUCAGGCAAGCCGGCGCGAGGCCCCCAUCCUGGUCGUCGCCCCCCAUUCCUCUUUCCUAGACAGCUGCAUAGUCUAUGCCACCAAGAUGUCUUCAGUCAUCGUUAGGAAAGAGAGCAUGGACAAUUAUGUUGGAAAAUUGAUCAACUACACGCAGCCGGUGUACGUGUGGCGAGAUGACCCUAACUCACGUCAGAACACCAUCAAAGAGAUUAUUGAAAGAGCCACAUCUAAGGAAGACUGGCCUCAGGUACUAAUAUUCCCGGAAGGGACAUGCACGAACCGUUCCUGCCUGAUUACAUUCAAGCCGGGCGGCUUCUACCCCGGCGUGCCUGUGCAGCCCGUCACUAUCCGCUAUCCCAACUCCCGGGACACCGUCACCUGGACCUGGGAAGGUCCUGGCGCUUUGAAAUUGCUGUGGCUGACGUUAACUCAAGUGCACAGCUCAUGUGAGAUAGAAUUCCUGCCGGUCUACUACCCCAAUGAGGAGGAGAAGAAAGACCCCAAGUUGUAUGCGAGGAAUGUUCGAGAUGUUAUGGCGAGGGCUCUGGGCGUGCCAGUGCUGGACUACACGUACGACGACUGCCGCGUGGCGGCGCGCGCCAAGCAGCUGCACAUCCCGGGCGGGGCGGCGGCCCGGGAGGUCAACGAGGCUCGCCAGCAGCUGGGACACAGACUCUUCGAUAUAUUUGUACAGAAGUCCACUGGGCUUCUGUACUUCCCAGACUACUUGCUGUGCGCGUAUUUCCUCGCGACGCAACACGCGCCGUUGACUGAACUUAUUUCUUACGCGUUUAAGUUAUACGAUAGUUCCGGUACCGGAAGUAUUCCGAUGGUGGACUUCGAGGAGAUAGCCACUAAAUGUAUGGGCUUGAGCGUGCAGGACGCACAGAGCAUCUUCCAACAUGCUGACUUACAGAAAAAUGGAUUUUUGACUUACGAUGAAUUCAUAUCAUACGCUCGGAAGCGUUCAGAUUUGUCGUUCAUCUUCGUUAGCGACGUCUCUCAGAAGCCCAAGUCGCAGUGAGAUGAGACACACAUACCCACCGUCUGCGGUCAACUGCCAACUCCGCAAUGUCACACAAGUGUGUGAGUCUGCAAGUGUGGCCCAAAUGAGCUAGUACGAUACAGCGUAUAAGUAUGCAAGUGUGAUACAUAAUUGUACACUUAUACUUGCGCAAGUGUGAUACAAAUGUGCUAGUAUGGCACAAGUCUAUGAGUGUGCAAGUGUACCACAAAUUUAUAAGUGUGCAAUUUUGACACUUUUGUGCUAUAAAUAUGCAAGUAUGACAAGUGUACAAGUAUGGCACAAGUGUUUGAGUGUGCAAGUGUGGCCCAUGUGUAUUACAAUUAAAAUUGUAUGCCACAAAUGUGCUACAUAUAAGCUACAAGUGUGCGUGUAUAAUACAAUAGAACCUGGAUGAGCGAGAAAUGGAUAAUAGAAGUACCUCUAAGAGAAACUCAGAUUCAAUUCCAAUUAGAUUCUCGCUUACUGAGAUUCGACUAUCGUAUUAUCUUCAUUUUAGAUUAUUACUAAUGGAAUUGCAUUAAACUAUGGUAUUUUGUAAUAGUAUUAUUAAAUUUUUGUUGUUUAUUUUUACUGUACUAUUAAU
Molecule: messenger RNA, 2118 nt
Organism: Papilio polytes (common Mormon)
Lineage: Eukaryota; Metazoa; Arthropoda; Insecta; Lepidoptera; Papilionidae
Gene: LPCAT
Product: 1-acylglycerophosphocholine O-acyltransferase 1
Exons: 11
Coding region: 168-1532 (454 amino acids)
Molecular function (GO): calcium ion binding
Source: RefSeq, a predicted model, not a curated record